Vollenhovia emeryi is the source of this 6575-nucleotide messenger RNA. RefSeq lists its product as uncharacterized. Gene Ontology annotation, cellular component: plasma membrane. The transcript has 13 exons. Gene Ontology annotation, molecular function: protein binding. The record is from RefSeq and is a predicted model, not a curated record. Bases 1785 to 5033 code for a protein of 1082 amino acids. NCBI's taxonomy places the organism in Eukaryota, Metazoa, Arthropoda, Insecta, Hymenoptera, Formicidae.
AAAAUAUUUUUGUUCGAAUUUCUUCAUUAAAUUUUGUAUUCUAUAUUAUUUUAUCUAUUAAAAUACAACUGCACAUACACUGUAUAAGAAUUAGAAAACCACCGAACUUGCAUCUCAUCUUAUUCUGUGAGCCCGAUAAAGUGUGCCCCUGUCGGUAAGCAGAUAGGCAACCCAACUUGCUCAUGUGUAUGUUGCCGAAACACCCUGUACGUUGACAAAAAGCCGGCGACUCAACGUGCAAUUCGUUUAUCUUCACAAGUUUUAGAAACUUAAUAAUCGAUCGAUGAACGUUACUUGUUACUGACGAAGACGUGCAAAUUAACAGAGUUUUAUUCCCGUACUCAACGCGAUCGCGUUUCGGAAAUAGAUAACGUAAAAGUAAUACUAGGUACGGAGCGACGAACGACACUGCUUGCCGGCUCGAGGUACGGCGAGCGAAUGAUUGUGCGGCGACCUUCAAGUAAACAAUUUCCUACGUAGCGUCGGAAAAACCGCGCGGCAGUGCUUUUGUCCGGGGUGUUUAUGACGCUACGUCAUUUCUCGGAACCGGAGCUCGGCGAUUAACGGCCGGAAUGCAAAAACUUCUGCGAUUGAUAACCGACGAAAUUUUAACAUACACGGCGGGCAACAAAUUCACGUGGCUUUUACGCGUUGUUACCUGUUCGAUUUAACUUCGCGGACGAAGUUGCGCGUUCACGUUGUUACGAAACUUUAUCAUCACCGCAACAAUUAUAUUUUCCUUAUGAUGCAUUGAUAAAAACUAGUUGCAGCCGGAACGAAUUGCAAAAUUCGCUCCUAUAAUAUCGUAAUUAGCGAACUCGUUGGUCAGCUACCGUGCUCGAUCUGACCUCAGUUUUAGCAUUUUAAAGGGGGGGAAAAAAGCAAAGACCACGCGGAUUACGUCGGGGGAUCGAGAAUAGUGAGAAAGUUUCGCUUCAAUUGGGUGAACGACGCCGACGCUUUCAGGCGACGCCGGAAAUCGAGAGAACGUGGCCCGAUAUCCUUCGUGUUCCUGUUCGAUUUAACUUCGCGGACAAAGUUGCGCGUUCACGUUGUUACGAAACUUUAUCAUCACCGCAACAAUAAUAUUUUUACGUUAGUAGUAGCAACUCUGUUAAUCCCAGACGAAGCCGGGCGCGACUCUCGCUCGCGUUCUUGUGAUACUAGUUGAAUUAAGUUCAAUGAGCGAAAUGUAGAAUCACCUUUUUCAUUCGUCCCACCGUAAUUUUACGUCGUAGUUUUAAGAGACGGCGAGACCGAUGUAAUAUUUUAAUGCUCACGAAACCAGUAAGUUUUGCAAUUAUUUGAUAAAACGAUAUUUGCUGCGAAUUAAACGAAAUCCGUUAUUGAGCUCUACAAUAUAACAAUUUCGAAUCGCGGCGCAAAAUUGUAUAUAUAAUUCGCGCGUCGAAAAACUCACAAUCAGUUCCACUGAUUCUCUGUGUAAAUAUACCUUCGUUCCGCUGACUUUCGAUCCACCGAUUCUCCUACCCAUUGAUUCACAAAAUUCAAAUACCAUUAUGUACUCGUGGCGAACAAAUAUUUUUUUUAUGAAAGAAUAGCUUAAUCAAAAAUGCCUGAACGGGUCACGUUUCGCAGAGCAGACCUUUUGAAUCUCGAAAAUGGCUCGCGAAACGCUUCACGGGCUAAGGUACACAAUUUACCCGCAAUUAUUCCAUUCUAUCGAAUUACGGUAAUUAAACGUAAUUGGUUGUAUGUACGUUGUAUCGCGCAAGUGGCGAAAAUUAUCUGUCGCGUCAAGGAUUCAUGUAAUUUAAACGUAGAUGCACUUUGGUUGGCAGACAACGAUGGCCACAAGUCGCUCGAAAUUUUCAAGUCGCGUGAAAAAUUCAGAUCACUCGCGCGCGCGAGGAGUCUCAUUUUUCCUACGAUGCUUAAGCCACGUUGCUUUUUUUCCCAUUGUUUCAGACAUGCAUUGGCUCGUUUGCACCUGCAUCCUCACGGCGACGACGGUGCUUUCCUGCCGGCAGAGCGAGUUUCAGUGCGCCAACGGGCACUGCGUCGCCCUCAACAAAGUCUGCAACGUCGUCGACGACUGCGGAGAUGGGAGCGACGAGACGCGUCCAUGCUCGCCUUGCAAUAAAACGUACUACGGCGACGUGGGGAAGACGUAUGAUCUGGAAUUGCAUCGACCGAAGGAAGAUAAGGUGCCUUACAUUUGCAAGCUCACCUUCAACGCGCCAGGUGACGAUUUCGGUGAUAUCGUGCAGCUGACCUUCGACAGCUUUACUCUAGGCAAAUUCGUGUCGUUCACCGCGGAGGGAUGUCCCGACGGGUCGCUGCAAAUCUCGGAAGCGCAGCGCCCCGACGUCGGCGGUCUUUGGUGCGGCACGUCCUGGGGGCCCGCGAUCUACUACAGCGAAACACCCAGCGUCUCGAUUAUCCUCAAGCUGUUCAGGCUCAGCAAAGAUCAGACGGGAUUCAACUUCGACUUUAGAAUGGCGUACAAGAUGAUCAGGAAGUCCGACGCGGUGGUGCGCUACGGAAAUCCCUUCGUCGGAAUAACGCAGGUCGUCGGGACGCCGGCGUCGACCGAGCGCACGUCGUCCGCCGAGUACGCGAACACGUCGAUGGCGAUGCCGGUGCAAAUGGUCGAGCAACACGUGCCACCACCUACGAAACCAAGCUCCGAGCAGUUCUUAGGGGACCUAAUAUCCGGGACUUAUUGCUCCCGUAUAUUCACCGACUGCGACCGGAAGAAGUGCAGAUUGCAGUCGCCUAACUUCCCCGGUCUCUAUCCCCGCAAUCUCACCUGUUAUUACGCGGUGAGACAGCACGAGGUGCCGGCGGGCAAGCACGCCUUAAUACACGUGAAACAGCCCCGGGGCCAAUUGGUGGCUGUAAGGGCGCGACCAGCGACUCAGGCCGAGGCGCCACCCCGAGAACUGCGUCUCUGGCAGGAUUGCGACGUCGUUCAGGACUACGUAACAGUGUAUGACGGAUACACCACCAGGGAGCCAGUGAUCCUAAAAUUUUGUGGCGGCGGGGAGCCGGUGCCGGAGGCCAUCAGCAGCGGCCCGGAAAUCCUCGUGGAGUUUACUACCUCUCCUUACGGCACCUUCUUACACCCGACGCCGCCCCAUUCCCUGCAUGGGUUUCAAUUAGAAGUGCAAGUCACGUUCGUGGACGUCGAAUCACCGACCUACGCCAAGAACAAACGCUGCGAGUUCUGGCUGAGGGGCACCGGCGGCGGCAUCCUGGCGUCGCCCCGUCACUCACUGCCGAGGAACAGCACCUGCCUCUACCAUCUUCGCGGCGCCGGUCCCACCUUGCCGAGUCCGACGCCGCCGCGCCCGUUACCCAAGUUCCCGGAGCAGAGACCCGGCACCGUGUGGAGGAGACCGACUCCUCGGCCGCCGGAGCCGCAAUUCCGCGUAUGGCUGUCUAUCCUCAAGUUUCACGUGGGCACCAGUCUGUCUAGCACCGACGAGGACUGCUCGACGACGCUGAUGGUCUGGGACGGCGAGAUGAUGCCGCUGUCGGAAUGCAACGACGUCGCCUGCGAAAAAGAACGUCAGCGUUACGCUGAAAGAAUGGGCGACCCGAUUCAACCCGUUCUUGCGCGUCCCUCGAGCAAUACCACGUUGCUGGCGAGAUAUUGCAAGGACAAAGUACCGAAGACCUGCGAUCAUGCCAUCCUGCAGAACACCAGUCGUCCGUGCUCUUUGGUGGAAAGCUUUGUUUCCUCUGGCAGCAGUCUAACCAUAGAGAUGCGCAUGAUCGAGUCGACUGCCCUCAGACCCGUAAACUUCCGCGCUCUGUACGAAUUCGUGGAUCUUCACCAGGACGGCGAUCCUUACGGCAGCGGACCGUGUUCCCGCAUUUUCUACAGUCGGAAUCGAGACCAUUAUCCAGAUCGUAAAUUCCAGGGGCCGCGCGACAUAUUCCUGUACGGUCGCGGAGGGUCAAAGAACAUAAGCUGCGUGUACCGCUUCGAGGGAGAACAUGACGAGGUGGUGAAACUGAGGUUCAACAAGCUCCUCAAUGGGAAUCGCACCUGCCGCAGCGUCGGCAACUCCGAUUUCAAUAGGCUGCUCUGUGUCGACUCCGAGAACUUCUCGGUUAAGGUGCUCGAUUUACCCUGGCCAAAUGCGCCGCCCAUCCAGCGAGAUUGUCUCUGCUCGAAUCGAUCGCUACCCAUCAAUAUCAAAUCUACCUCUAAUAUCGCCGAGGUACAUUUCGCCGUUCUAUCCAUGGACGCCUUGGAUGAUUACAACAAUCUCUUCUUCGAGGGCACCUGGGACUUCGUCAAGACGACGCCUUGCAUGCAGAAACGUAGAGUCAGGGGGCCGUCCGGCGAAAUUAAAUACACGCCACCGAUCGACGAUGACGAGAAAAAUUGCGAGAACCAGCCGUGGCUGAUCGAUCCCGGCCCGGGGCAGUAUUUAUACGUGAAAAUGGACGGUAUAAUCGUAUCGAACAGCACCAAGUGCGCGACCAAGAAUCGCAUCAUCGUGCAUACGGGCGGCGCGAUUCACGUGUCGGUGUGCCCGAGACCACCUGCUGACGUGAGGCACCACGUGGUCGAGGUGUUCAGCGACGGUUGGGCCGUCAGCAGCAACGCGAUGAUCCUCGCGCCGGGACAGGAUCCGAUCCGGACCAUCGCCGUGGAGUUCAUCGUGAAAGAGCCAGCAGCUUCCUACACGGUCACGUGGCUCGAGCUCACCCGAAGACCGUCGGUGACGUCAACGGCGGGCCUACAAAUGUCGCGGGACUGCGAGCAGCGGUGCCCGGAGCUGGACGCCUGCAUAAACGCCUCGUUGUGGUGCGACGGGGUGUCCCACUGCCCGUCCGGCUACGACGAGGCCCUCACGCACUGCUCCGUGCUGCUGCAGCUGCCGCCGCUGCAGCUGGCUCUGGGCGCGCUCGUCAUCCUCACCGUCCUCGGUGUCUCCUGCUUCAUUGUCUGGCGGGCCUGCCGGCGGCGCGGCCGCCGCUCGAUAUCCCAGCACCGUCUGAAGAGCAUCUCCUCCGAGACGGCGAUAAUCGACGGGAAGGAAGUGAUAUGCUGACACAGCGACAGUUCUGUGCGUUACGUCGAGGUCGACCGGGUCACCACUGUGUGACGAUCGCCGUCGUCCACGUGGCCGUCGUCGGCGCGGCUCCCGGCGAUCCUCCGCGGAUCAGCGGCCGGCCUCUACUCGGCCCUGCUCUCCUGAACGAGUCGCCGGGUCGGCCGUCGCUGGAGGAUCUGCGGCACCGCCUCCGCGUAACGCGCAGAACUGUCGUGUGCGAGAGAUUCGGGACGUUAGGUGGGAAGACCGGAGCUCAUCCAUAAUCGGGAAAGCGCGUUCGAUGCUCGAUGACUCGAUGGCGAGUUGGAGAACGCCUCUUUUUUUUCUUUCUUUGUCGAACGAACGCUUUCGUUCCCGGUCGGUCGACGGACCGAUGGGUCUCGUUUUAAAUUCAGAGAAUAAUGACAGGUGAGUUGGAGGCGAGAGAGUCGGGCGAUCUGAUUACAGGGGGACGUCGCGAAUUGUAAAGCAGCGACUGGGACGUGCUCGGGGUCGCAAGCGUCGACGGUGUCCCACCCGGUGUCGGGAUGCAAUAGCGCCAAGUAAAACGUGUAACGGCGGAUUAAUUCGGCGACGUGGCGUGACGUUUGCGCGUAACUUUUCAUCGAGGACACGACACGCGGCGCGCGCGCGGUCCUCCACGUCUACUUUUUUAAAUAAACUUUCGUAACGAUAUACUGCCAUGUUUCCUUCAAUUUUAAGAGACUGACGCGUCUUGUAAAAUGAGAAAAGGAAUCGUUUGGAAUUGAAGUAUCCCGAGACACUUGUUUCUCACUGUCAAUUUUUAGCGGACGCGUGAGAGUCUAGACCGUCGCGAUCGAGUUUUCGCCCAAGUCUCGAUCGCACCUCGCAGACAUCGAAAUAAUCACUGCCGCGAUAACCGGCGGGCACCGGAAGCUCUCGAGUUCCCUGAUACUUUCGUUAUCUUCGCGCGCAAGAUCUUAUUAUUCUCGCGCGAAGCCUUAUUACUUCUCCAAGUACCGUUACACGUCCCAUCCACGCGAAAGUUUUAAUGAUUCCCCGUCGAGCUGCCCGAAAGUCAUCUCGAAACGAGGAGAGAAAAAAGAAAGAGAGAGGAGAGCGUAACGUAAGCUACAGAACUAAAGUGCGAACUACUUUAACGAGGACAAUAAGUAAUAAAAUCCUAGUAGUAUGUUGCUAUUAUGAUAGAACGGCUUGGUGACGAUCGGACGACGCUGCGCCUUGAUCGAACCUCGACGAUUAGCGCGGCCGAGGAAUCGCCGCGUUUUGGCGCAAUGCCGAGAACGCUGUAAAGCACACGAUGCGACGGGGCAGGUCGAUAAUGCGAGUUGUUGGCCAAUUAUAGCGAAUUAUUAUAAGCCGAUGAGUUUCAUCUUAACCGCGUUUUAACAGUCGAGAGUCCGGCGCACCUCCAAUUCAAUUAGAGACGGUAAUUAACGGACGUUAAUGCGACCGCCCCGGCGUCGUCUUAUCUCAUUUACCGAUACCACCUACACGGAGAGAGUUUUUUCGUCAAAUUUAUCCUGAAAAUCAUGUAAUUGUGGGACAACGUGGCAU